Rhinolophus ferrumequinum (greater horseshoe bat) is the source of this 1538-nucleotide messenger RNA. RefSeq names its product beta-1,3-galactosyltransferase 4 (gene B3GALT4). The transcript is spliced from 2 exons. Lineage: Eukaryota; Metazoa; Chordata; Mammalia; Chiroptera; Rhinolophidae. The record is from RefSeq and is a predicted model, not a curated record. Bases 134 to 1288 code for a protein of 384 amino acids. Gene Ontology annotation, molecular function: N-acetyl-beta-D-glucosaminide beta-(1,3)-galactosyltransferase activity. Gene Ontology annotation, cellular component: membrane.
CCCUCCGGGGGAGGGGCGGGGCUCCCGCGCGGCGGGCAGGGGAGGCGGCUGAUGCCGCGGCGGUCCGCCAGCCAUGGAGCCAAAUUUCGCGGCGGCGGGGCAGCGACAAGGUCCCAACUGACUGCGCCACACCAUGCCCCUCACCCUCUUCCGGCGCCUUCUCCUUGCCGCCCUGCUGCUGCUGAUUGUCUGGACCCUCUUCGGGCCCUCGGGCCUCGGGGAGGAGCUGCUGAGCCUCUCGCUUGCUUCCCUGCUCCCAGCCCCCGCCUCGCCAGGGCCGCCUCUGGCGCUGCCCCGCCUAUUGAUUCCCAACGAGAACGCAUGCCGUGGUCCUGCCGCCCCUCCCUUCCUGCUCAUCCUGGUGUGCACGGCCCCGGAGAACCUGAACCAAAGAAACGCCAUUCGGGCCUCGUGGGGCGGGCAGCGCAGGGCCCGAGGGCUCAGGGUGCAGACUCUCUUUCUCCUGGGAGAGCCGAGCGCGCGGCAUCCUAGCUCCAGUUCCCACGAGAACUAUCUGGCACAGGAAUCGGCGGCCCAGGGGGACAUCUUGCAGGCAGCCUUCCAGGACUCCUACCGCAACCUUACCCUCAAGACCCUCAGCGGACUCAACUGGGCUGACAAACACUGCCCCAUGGCCCGAUACAUCCUCAAGACCGACGAUGACGUGUUUGUCAAUGUCCCAGAACUGGUAUCAGAGCUGGUCCGGCGAGGCGGCCGUUGGGAGCAAUGGGAGAGGGGCACGGUGCCCCACACAGAGGCUGAGGUUGGAGGGGACGAGUGGGAAGGAGGUGGCCCCACCUUGGAGAACCACCCUGUGCCUCUUUUGUACCUGGGCCGUGUGCACUGGUGGGUGCGCCCCUCUCGGAAGCCAGGGGGCAAGCACCACAUAUCAGAGGAGCAGUGGCCUCCCACCUGGGGCCCCUUUCCACCCUAUGCCUCAGGCACAGGGUACGUGCUGUCAGCUUCCGCUGUGCAGCUCAUCCUCAAAGUGGCCAGUGGGGCACCUCCUCUGCCACUGGAGGAUGUCUUUGUGGGGGUAAGUGCCCGACGGGGAGGCCUCACCCCAACCCACUGUGUCAAGCUGGCUGGUGCCACCCACUACCCCCUGGACCGGUGCUGCUAUGGGAAGUUCCUGCUGACAUCCCACAGGUUGGACCCCUGGAAGAUGCAGGAAGCCUGGAAGCUGGUGGGCGGAUCUGAUGGGGAAAGGACUGCACCCUUCUGCUCCUGGCUCCAGGGGGCCCUGGGCAUCCUGCGGUGUCGGGUAAUAGCCUGGCUUCACAGCUGAGAGUACCUGGGCCAUAGGAGGAGUGAGAAUCUGAGGGUCCAGCCAGCACCCCCACAACCUUCCUCCCAGGCCCAAGGCAGGGGCCUGACAGGCUGCAGCUGAUCCGUUUCCCCACAUCAGAUGCUCAGUCUGUCACUGGAGACGGCCAGCCCCAAAGACGGCCAUCAGGAAGAGGAAAACAAUGCUGGGGUCAUCCUCUCCAGCCAUGGCAGGAAAGGGGCGCGAGCCCCACAAUAAACUUGUUUCUCUA